Molecule: messenger RNA, 910 nt
Organism: Spirodela intermedia
Lineage: Eukaryota; Viridiplantae; Streptophyta; Magnoliopsida; Alismatales; Araceae
Source: the annotation of a GenBank genome assembly
AUGAAUACGGCGGAGGACUUGGAAGAGGCGCCGAUCUCCUUCAUGGUGUCGAAGUACUGGGUGACCAAGACCAUGUCCAUCACGUCCUUGGCCGUCGUCCCCGGCACGUUGACAGAGAAUCCGAGGACGCUGUCUCUGAGCCCGUCGACGAUCGCCUGGCGCUGGCGAGCGAUUCCAAGUCCGGCCAGGUACUUGGACUCGGCCUCCCCCUCCGCCCGUUUAAUCUGCAGGAUCUUCUCCGCCUCUGCCUUCUCGCUUGCAGCCAUCCUGAGCCUAAGAGCUGAGCGAGGAAGAAGGGGGGGGGGGGGGGUUGUAAUAAUCGCAUAAUAUUUUCAAAAAAUUGAUGAUAUUUUCCUACAGAAAAAAAUCCUACGAAAGAAUGAUGCCCCAAAGCUAAAUGAUCUCAAAAGACAAAAAAGACCGAGCAAAUACGUUGAGAAUUAGAUGUGGAAAUAGAAAAUAAGGAAAAUAAAAGUUAAUGAUAUUUAAAAAAGAACUUCUGAGCAAUAAUGUUAAAGAUAUCCCGAUAAGAUUUUAUUAAAAUUAAAGGGCAAAAUGAGAUAAAUUCAACACCGGAUGGGGAGGAGCACACUACCAGCAUUGAUUUCGUUCAUGGCUCGCUUCACGUGCUCAUCUGGCUCUAUAUCGACGAUGAGCGUCUGCACAAUCUCAAACCCGUAGUUCGACAUGGCCUUCUCCAGUUCAUCCUCCACGGCCCUGGCAAUGUCGUUCUUCUGCUCGAAUGCGUCGUCCAGAUUAAGCUUCGGAACGCUUGCCCUGAUAACUGGCAGGAGAAGAAAACGGACAAGUUUUUUUCUCGCCCAUCACCCACACGGAAAUGUAGUCAUGUCUACCUGGUAAUCAACUGUUGAAGGAUCUACUCAAAGAGCACUCACCGUCAAAAACAUAA